AUGUACUUCAAGAAUUAUUUUACACUGUCGAGUUUAUUAAACAAAUGUUAUAUUCUUAGGCAAAAAAGAAAUUUGUUUUUUUGUUUUCAAAAACAUAAUCAAAAUAUAGAGGAGAAAAAGAUAUAUACUUUAACAUUAGAUGGGAAAGAAAAAAUGAAAACAAAAUUUUUAAAUAAUAUUUCACUUAAAUUGGAAAAGGAAUUGAGGAGAAGAAAAUUUCCUCUAAUUUUAAUUUUUUCUAUAUUAGCAAUUUCAAUAGAUAUUAAAUAUGCAACAUGUGAUGAAUCAGUUUUUACAAAAAAAAACUUAAAUAAUAAUUCUAUUAGUAACAGUAAUUUUGAUAUAAGUAAUAUCGAAUUGAAUUUUGAAGAACUUGAUGAAAUGGAUUCUUUUUAUUUUUUAAAACAUAAAAAUAAAAUGCAUAUGAUUCAAUAUUCAGCUAAUACUCCAAUAGAAGAUAGAUGUUUUUUAUAUAAUAUUAAUAUUAAUUCAAAGGAUUUAGAUAAAAAAAAAUUUGCUCCUAAGGGAAAUGAAAGUGAAAAAGAAUUUGUUAACUCAUUUGAGAGUACUUUAACAUAUGAUGAAGGUGAAAGAAGUCCUGAACAAAAAACGGAAAUUUGUGAAGAUAGUGUUAUGAGCAAAAGUUUCGGAUCCGAAAGGACAUAUAAUGCAGAAGAAGGAUCACAUAAAAUUGAAAAUGAAGACAGUUUAAUGAAUGAUAUAUCUGAUAAAGAUCCCAAAUCUCUUAAUGUUAGCGAUAAUUUAAAUAAUGAUUUUAUAUUUGCCGGUGUUAUAGAUGGUCAUGGAGGAGCUGCAAUUGCAGAAAUAACAAGGAGAUCAUUAGGACAUUAUGUAAAAAAGCAAUUAAUAGAAAAAAUAAAAAGAAGGAAGAAAGAAAAUAUAGAUGAAAAUGAUAUUAUAUUAAGCUUAGAAGAAGCAUAUUUAAAUUUGGACCGUGAUAUUUUGAAAAUUGUAAGAGAAUAUUUUUAUAAAGGUUAUACAAAAUUUUCAAGAAUAGGGGCAUGUUGUUUAAGUUUACUAAUAGAUAAGGACAAUUAUUACAUAAGUAAUGCAGGUGAUUCUAGAGGGUUAUUAAUUAGAAAAAAUGGAUAUGUUAUUUUAAAUAAUAUCCAUAACGCUAAUCAAGUAAGCGAAAGAAAAAAGUUAUUAGAAAAUCAUCCAAAUGAAAAAGAUGUAGUAUUAUGUAGAAAAAUAAAGAAAAAGAAAAGAAGAUUUCAUUUAUUUAAUUUAACAGAUAAAAUCAAUAAACUUUUGUUAGAUGAUUAUGAUAACUGUUAUGUUAAAGGAAGAUUACAGCCAACCAGAAAUUUAGGUGAUUUCCAUUUAAAACUCAAAGAAUUUUCUUAUGAUCAUGUUGAUGGAAAAUGUAUUAUUAGUAAGCCACAUUCAUUUCCUUAUAUUACUGCAUUACCGGAAGUACAAAAAAUAAAGAAAAGUGAAACUGAUGAAUUUAUUAUUCUGAUGACUGAUGGGGUUACAGAUUUUUUAAGUGAUAUGGAAAUAGUUAGAAUAGUUAAAGAAAAUAAUACUUCUGUUGAAAAAGCUUCAAAAGAAAUUGUUAAAAGUGUUUUAAUAAAAGCAGCUAAUUAUGAUAAUUUAUCAAUGGAAGAAUUUUUAAAAAUUUUGCCGGAACGUAAAAGAAAACAUUAUGAUGAUAUGUCUUUGGUUAUUAUUAAAUUAAAUGAAGAUUAA
This is a messenger RNA of Plasmodium gallinaceum, 1713 nucleotides long. It is a transcript of the gene PPM8, whose product is annotated as protein phosphatase PPM8, putative. Gene Ontology annotation, biological process: protein dephosphorylation. The coding region runs from base 1 to 1713 and encodes 570 amino acids. The transcript has a single exon. Lineage: Eukaryota; Apicomplexa; Aconoidasida; Haemosporida; Plasmodiidae. The record is from RefSeq and is a predicted model, not a curated record. Gene Ontology annotation, molecular function: protein serine/threonine phosphatase activity.